This is a messenger RNA of Striga asiatica, 1145 nucleotides long. Lineage: Eukaryota; Viridiplantae; Streptophyta; Magnoliopsida; Lamiales; Orobanchaceae. The record is from the annotation of a GenBank genome assembly.
AUGCAGCUGAACUCUGUUGCUUUCUGUCCUUCUUCGGCUCUAUUGGCUGCUGACUUGACUUCACAAAUGCUGGCCUUUGGUUAUUUGUAUCCUGCGUACGAAUGCUAUAAAUCUGUGGAACUGAAUAAGCCUGAUAUCGAGCAGCUCCGGUUUUGGUGCCAAUAUUGGAUUUUAGUUGCUGGGUUGACGGUUUGUGAAAGGUUUGGUGACGUGUUUAUUGGCUGGAUUCCAAUGUAUGGUGAAGCUAAGUUGGCCUUCUUUGUGUACUUGUGGUUCCCUAAAACCAAGGGAACAACAUAUGUUUAUGACUCCUUCGUUAGACCCUAUGUUGCUAAGCAUGAGACAGACAUUGAUCGUAGCUUGUUGGAACUGAGGGCAAGAGCUGGAGACUUGACACUCUUGUACUGGCAAAAGGCUUCCAGCUAUGCCCAGAAUCGGAUAUUUUACGUUUUGCAGUACAUUGCUUCACAAUCAACCCCCACCCCCAAACAGCCUGAUCAGCCACAACAAGAUGAAGCAGUGACAGCCCCCGGAUCCUCUGAACAACCUGUUGAGAACAUUCAACGCUCUUCUCCUUCUUCUAGUGCAUCGUCAUCUUCAACCGAACAAGACAAAGAUACAGCAGAUGAAACCUCGUCUGCAGACAGCUCGAAAAAAGAAGAACCUGUUUCGAAUGAACUGAAAACGGCACCAGCACAAGCUGUCCUGAUGAGAAGCAAGAGUUUGAGUUCUAACAACGAGGAACAACAAGUGUUUACUCAGAUUGAUGACUCAAUCGAUAAUGCUCAGCCACCAGUGGAAGAAGGCAGCCGGUUGACGAGAGCUAGGUCAAGGAGGGCACGUGGGGCGGCUAAUUUUGUCAAGACUGGGUUAAAAUAGACCUUGUGGAAUGCUGGGAGGCUAAUUGUACAUUCAUAUUUUUUUUUUUUUCUUCUUUUUCUUAAUAGUGUCUGGAAAAUAUCGUUGGAUUCGUAGUUUUGAUCGAUGUUCAUUUGAUUAACGUAGAAAAACCGAAAAAAAUUAGGCAAAUUUAUAGUUAAGGUUACAAUAACUACUGAUGUUCAUUUGACUAACGUGGAAAAACCGAAAAAAAUUAGGCAAAUUUAUAGUUAAGGUUACAAUAACUACUCCGGUAUCUUUUACCA